GACAUACAGUCAUCGUCAAUCAACAGCGAAGCAAUAAAAGUCUUCUUCAAACUCCGCGAACGAUGCUACUGGGAAUACUAUUUGCGUUGUUAAUUUUAAAGGCUUCGGCCAGCCCAGAUGCAAGGCAAUUGUGUUCUCUGAGCACGAUUUGUUAUGAUGUUAAAUCGAUUAAAUCACAACUGCGUUCAAUAGGUGUGGAGCAGAAGCGGCAAGCAAAUCUUCUGGAAGACGUGAACAACAAACUUGACCCUUUUCUAAACAGAGUGGAUCCUGUGCCCUCCAACUGCUAUGAAGCUUUGAGGGGCACACAAAACAGUUCCAUUCGCACGAUCCUUGUGCCGGAGUACAGUGAGAGCCCGUUCGAGGUGGCUUGCGAUCAGUACAGAAUGGGAGGCGGUUGGACCAUUGUUUUGCGCCGAAGGGAUGGAAGUGAGAACUUUUACCGCGAAUGGAAGGACUACAAGCAUGGCUUUGGCAAUCUAACCAAUGAGUACUUUCUGGGCUUGGACAUACUACACGCUAUGACAUACUAUCAGCAGCAACAACUCCUGGUUGUUAUGGAAACUGUGCAGGGAAAGCAGGCCUAUGAGUUGUACGACAACUUUAGAAUUGGAUCAGAGAAAAAUGAUUAUACCUUGGAAACAUUGGGAACUCCUUCUGGAACCGCAGGCGAUUCACUGAAAUAUCAUUUGGGCAUGAGGUUUUCCACUAAAGAUCGCAAAAACGACUUAGAUGAAACGCGGAAUUGUGCUCAAGCUUUUACAGGCGCCUGGUGGUACAACGCGUGCCACAACAGCAAUUUAGCUGGUCAAUAUGGGGAUAAUACGACUGGAAAGGGCCUAUGCUGGUCCACAUUUAAUGGAAAAACAAACUCUCUGAGGCGUGCAACAAUGAUGAUUCGUCCAAAAACAAAUUAAAAUAAAUGUUUCUUAAAUGUUUAAUGUUAAUAAUAAAAGAAGAAGUAAAUUCUUUUAGUGAGCAAUA
Drosophila biarmipes is the source of this 984-nucleotide messenger RNA. RefSeq names its product fibrinogen C domain-containing protein 1-like. The coding region runs from base 63 to 917 and encodes 284 amino acids. Lineage: Eukaryota; Metazoa; Arthropoda; Insecta; Diptera; Drosophilidae. The record is from RefSeq and is a predicted model, not a curated record. The transcript has 4 exons.